AAAUAAAAAUAAAAAAUAAAAUCUGAAAUUCUCCUAAUAUUUUCCCCCAUCAUACAAUCCUAAAUUGCGCCCUAUUGAAAGAAGAACCCUAACCCGAACCCUAACCCCUAGCAGCUCAAACCCUAGAAUUGUCCUCUCCAUCCACCGGAAAUCUACACCAUUAUCAGCCACUACCAGUUGACGCAGCAGGGAUAAGGCAGCCACCACACGACCUGAUUGAAAGAGAUGAGUGCUUACAAGGCUUUCAAGGCACAAGUUCCAAUUGCAUUUAGCAACAACCUGUACAUUACACUGGUGAGAGGUAUGCCAGGAACUAGAAAACUCCAUAGACGAACCUUGGAGGCACUGCGUCUUGGCAAGUGCAACAGGACCGUGGUGAAACCGAAUACUCCAACAGUUAGGGGAAUGCUACAGCAGGUUAAAAGGUUAGUGGUUGUCGAGACUGAAGAGAUGUACAAGGCCCGUAAGGAAAAUGAGGAGAAACAUCGAGCUUUACGUCCUCCUUUAGUUGUCACUCAUCUACCUGCCCCUGCUACAGAAUCGUCUUAGACCCGUUGUUAAUUCAGAGAUCAGUAUAAUGCGAUAGGAGUCAACUGUUGAAGACCACUCGCUAGGGUCCUCUUCCCAAGUUUUUAUGGAUUUGGUGCUGAUUUUGAAGGUUUAAUUUUUGCAGUGUUUUGAUGUAGUCCGCUAGUCGCCAAAUCUGAAAAAUGUCAUUCUGGAACAAACUGUGUAGACAGUUUUUAUAAGCUGUGGUCAGAUAAAAUCAUUUUUAUAGAGAAAAUAAAAUUCACUUCUUUUAAACCUGUUGAAACUCUACAAUGUUAACGAGAUUUCUGGUUGCUGCACUA
Messenger RNA from Amaranthus tricolor (Joseph's coat), 851 nucleotides. RefSeq lists its product as uncharacterized. Gene Ontology annotation, biological process: translation. The record is from RefSeq and is a predicted model, not a curated record. The transcript has 4 exons. NCBI's taxonomy places the organism in Eukaryota, Viridiplantae, Streptophyta, Magnoliopsida, Caryophyllales, Amaranthaceae. The coding region runs from base 226 to 549 and encodes 107 amino acids. Gene Ontology annotation, molecular function: structural constituent of ribosome. Gene Ontology annotation, cellular component: mitochondrion; large ribosomal subunit.